This is a messenger RNA of Lichtheimia ornata, 1794 nucleotides long. RefSeq lists its product as uncharacterized. The record is from RefSeq and is a predicted model, not a curated record. Gene Ontology annotation, molecular function: ATP binding; ATP hydrolysis activity. Bases 1 to 1794 code for a protein of 597 amino acids. The transcript has 8 exons. NCBI's taxonomy places the organism in Eukaryota, Fungi, Mucoromycota, Mucoromycetes, Mucorales, Lichtheimiaceae.
AUGCCUGCGCAGUCCUCAUUGAUCCAAUCAUCCACACGUGCAAUCGACACCUUGCUCACCCUGUUGGAAAAGGUCCUUGAUGAGUCAUUUUGGGAAAGCAUGAUGGGCCCAAGGCUUGUCAACCUUGCCAAACGCUAUUUUGGAAAUGACUUUGUUAUUCUCAGCGCUGUAUUUUAUAUAUCAACUCUAUUACGUACAAAAUGGACCGACUUAUUACAACACAUCUUGGAAAAACUAAGAAAGCCUCAGCCCCCUGUUGUAUCGGUGGAAUUGAUCACCCACGAUCGAGCAUACACAGCUGUGGAUGACUUUGUACGACGCAAGAUCAGGACAAUCCCUGAUUUGACUCGUGUAUUUGCCACCUUUGAAGAUUCCAAUGAUGAGGAGUCUGAUGACCAAACGGAAGAUAGCAACAACAACAAGAAAUCUUUGGUGCAAUUUUAUCCACCCGAGGAAACGAGCAAUGAGAUUGAAUACAAGGGCUACACCCUCCGUGUGACAUGGCGCACUAUCAAGAAGCCCAAAGAUGAUGAGGAGUCUGUUGUUGAAGGAGCCAUGUUCCGUGGUAGAUUUGUUACUCGCACAUUGGAAAUCUCAAUGGAGCAUGAUUCACUUGAUCUGCUGAAACAAUUUAUUCAAGAAUGGACCGAUAUUUACAAUGAUCGUCAAACGGAGGAGAUCACCAUCCACAAAUACAUGGGCAAUUAUAGCUCUUGGGAAUACUACAAAGCAAUGGAUCCAAGACCCAUUUCAACCGUAGCUUUGAAGGCUGGCGUCAAAGAGAAGAUUGUCAAUGAUAUGGAGCGCUUCCGUCGCCGAAAGCGCUGGUAUAAGACACGUGGUGUUCCCUAUAGACGUGGCUACUUGUUGUAUGGCCCCCCUGGUACUGGUAAAACAUCCUUGAUUCAGGCUUUGGCAUCAAAUUUGGGCAUGGAUAUUGGCAUUGCAAGUUUGCUUGACAUGUUUUCAGAUUCUGAAUUCAGCGACAUGUUGAGCGAGGUUCCCAGCAAUUGUUUGGUUGUCCUGGAAGACUUCGAUCAUUAUAUCCACAAGUUGUCCGAAUCACAUGAACGCACUGGUGUGAGUGUUGCUGGCAUGUUGAAUGCUUUGGAUGGUAUUCAAGGCCAAUCUGGAUCGAUGAUCUUUAUGACGUGCAAUGAUAUCACCAAGCUUCCACCAGCUUUGUUGCGUCCUGGCCGCAUGGAUGUAAAGCUUAAAUUGGAUUACGCUGAUCGUGGGCAAAUUCAAGACAUGUUUUGGCAGUUCUUUGGACAUGAUCCUGAUACCUUGGAGCCCAUGUUGGAUGGUGAGCGUAAGGAAUACGUGCAAUCAUUGAUGAAGAAAUUUGCCAAUGCACUUCCCGAGAACCAUGUUACUACGGCCGAACUCGAGAACUACUUUAUCACUCUUUGGAUGGAAGCUGAUGCUGAAAACCCUGAGGAUGGUUUAUACGAUCGCCUUUUCAAUGAUAUCCCGGAGUUCUUGGAGAAGGUCAAGUUGGAUCGAAAGCAAGCAGAGGAACAUGAGAAACAAAAACAAGAAAAGAAACAACGGGACCGUGACCAUCGUCGUAAGAGACGACAAAACGAUAGUGACAACGACAACAGCAGUAGUGAUGAGGAGGAAACUGCUGACGACAAAAAAGACGAAUCAGCUGACCAAGAGCCAUCUACCAGCAAUAAUGAUACCCAAGACAACGCCAAAGAAAAUAGCGAUGAUAAGCAAGAUACCAACUCCUCCACACAAAAUGAUGACAACAAUGACUCUGACUUCUCCUCAACUUCAACAAAAUAA